UUACAAAGUCACCCGUCCUGACAAUUGCACAACAUCAACAAUCCGGUGACACAAGUUAAAAAUAACAAGAGAGAAAGAGAGAGAUUGCAACACGAUCAAUCGCUCUUGGAUUUUCGCAUAUCGAAGUCGUCGUUCUUGCAAACCGCACACACUUCUGACCCACGUACGCUCGUUUUUUAAAAAUCACACGCGACACACUCGACACGAUGGCUGGAAAGGGAAAGAAGGGAAAGUCGAAGGGCGGAAACAAGCCCAAGGCUGCGUCGCAGGCGCCCAAGCAGACCCCGGCGGUUGAGGCUGGAGCCGCUGCUGCUGCCGUUGCUGCGAACUCGUCGCCUCCCAUUGACAGCGAGCUUAUUACGCCAGGCGCGUUGGAUUUGAAGAUCAGUGAUCCGGAGGUCGCUGCGGUUGCGGGAGAGGAAGCGGGGGAUAAGGCGGCGUCUGAGACUGGUGCUGCUGCCGCUGCCGCUGCUCCUGCCGCUAAGGCUGUGGAGAAGGAGACAGAGGCGCCAGUUCCUGCUGCUGAGAAGCUGCAGAAGGAGGAGCCUGUUGUCGCUGAGACGAAGAAGGAGGAGCCAAUUGUCGCUGCUGCUGAGAAGCAGAAGGAAGCGCCAGUUGUCGCCGAGAAGCAGAGGGAUGCGCCAAUUGCUGCUGAGAAGCAACAAAAGGAGGCACCUCUCCCUGCUGCCGUAGGCGCACAGAAGGAUGUGUCAGCUCCCGCUGCUGAGUCGAAACAAGCUCCCACCAUCGGAGGCGCAAGCGCUGCCCCUCUCGCUGCUGGUAUUGCGUCUACUAAGAGCGACUUCCUGGCAAACAACAACCCCUUCAUCGCUGCGCCCACAAAGGAGGCCCCCCCCGCAGUCGCCGCGCCCGUGAAGGAGACCAAGCCCUUCGAGAGCCCUGCCGUCGCUGCACCUGUUAAGGAGACCCCAGCACCAGCAACCGAGACGGAGGCAUUCAAGGAUAUCCCCAUCCAAUCCGAGGAGACCGUGCCAGCUCCCAAGGUCCAGCAACCAGAGGUCGCCGUGCCCUCGCACGCAACCCCACCUGCCAGCACAAACCCCUACACGCAGCCACUCAAGACAACCAACGAAGGCGUAGCCAAAGUCGAGAAGAAGAUCGCCGCCGACGGCUUCGAAGCCGCUCCCCUAGCCAAGCCCACCCCCCUCCCCACGGCACCCGACCACGUCACGGAAACCACCCCUUACCAACCCCCCGCGCCCGCCGCCGCCGUCCCGCAACCGCAGCAGCCCACCACCACCACCGCGGCCGCCCCCAUCCCCGCACAGGACACGACCACCGGCACCGCAGGAGUGCGUUCCCCGUCCCCGUCCCCCGCCCCCGCUCCCCGCCCCGCCUCCGCCACGCCGCUCACCGAACUGAAACUGAUGCAGACCUCAGCGUCCGACGCCGAGCACAAGUCCGGCUGCUGCGUCGUCCAGUAAGCUGGCCCGCGGGGCGCCCGAUUCCGAUUCCGCGAAGAUGCAGGCGCCGAAGAGAAGUCCGUCGCGGAAGGAGAGCGAGGCGAAGGAGUUCUGGCCGGCUGUGUAUACGUCUUCUCCCCGCCCUGAGGAGAGAGGUGGGGAUGGGACCAAGACUCAAACUCAAAUGAAGACUCAAACUCAGAAUCAGACUCCCACACCAUCAGCGCCUUCAAACCACCCGCCCGCCCUCGCAUCACCAGCACACAUCCCCUCUCCCCUCCCCACCACCACCUCCACAACAACCACCAGCACAUCCCGCACCCCCCC
Molecule: messenger RNA, 1751 nt
Organism: Pseudogymnoascus verrucosus
Lineage: Eukaryota; Fungi; Ascomycota; Leotiomycetes; Thelebolales; Thelebolaceae
Exons: 1
Coding region: 207-1445 (412 amino acids)
Source: RefSeq, a predicted model, not a curated record